AUGUCCCUUAAAAUAGCAAAGGAAAUUUUGGAUUAUCUCAAGGCUAAAUAUGAAGGAGAUGAGAGGAUUCGUGGAAUGAAAGUUCUGAAUUUGAUUAGGGAUUUUGAGUUGCAAAAGAUGAAGGAGUCUGAGUUGGUGAAGAAGUGCUCUAACAGAUUUCUCAGCAUUGCUAACAAGGUGAGAUUGCUUGGUUCUAUGUUAAAUGAUUCCAGGAUCAUUGAAAACUUGCUAGUCACUAUUCUAGAGAAAUUUGAAGCCACCAUUACUACUCUCGAGAACACCAAAGACCUGUCAAAGAUUUCUCUUAUAGUGCUCUUGAACGUUUUACAAGCACAAGAGCAAAGGAGGUCUAUGAGGCAAGAUGGGGUGAUUGAAGGUGUCUUACUUGUUAAGCAUCAAGACAACAUCAGUCAAAGGACAGGUGAAAGAGUAGAUGCACAUAUAGUUGAUCAAGAAGAAGAAGAUCAAUUGUUUGUGGUCCCUUGUUUCUCAGGCAAAGAAUCAAGCGAGAUCUGGUUGAUUGACAGUGGGUGCACGAAUCAUAUGACAUAUAACAAGAAGUUUUUUGAGGAAUUAAGAGACACUGAAGUUAAGAGAGUAAGGAUUGACAAUGGUGAACACUUGGAAGUAAGUGAAAAGGCACAAUAG
Cucurbita maxima (winter squash) is the source of this 648-nucleotide messenger RNA. RefSeq lists its product as uncharacterized. The transcript has 2 exons. NCBI's taxonomy places the organism in Eukaryota, Viridiplantae, Streptophyta, Magnoliopsida, Cucurbitales, Cucurbitaceae. Bases 1 to 648 code for a protein of 215 amino acids. The record is from RefSeq and is a predicted model, not a curated record.